Messenger RNA from Saccostrea cuccullata (small rock oyster), 2191 nucleotides. RefSeq lists its product as uncharacterized. The coding region runs from base 93 to 1745 and encodes 550 amino acids. Gene Ontology annotation, molecular function: zinc ion binding. The record is from RefSeq and is a predicted model, not a curated record. The transcript has 2 exons. NCBI's taxonomy places the organism in Eukaryota, Metazoa, Mollusca, Bivalvia, Ostreida, Ostreidae.
AAGGUUUGUGUACACAGGCACUUGACGUUACUUGAUAGAAAAUGAGAGAAACAUCCUGUAUGAUAUGAGAAAACAUCAGUAAAGGAGCCACAAUGGCCAGCAGGAAAACAAUGGCGCAAGACGUCAUCCUGUGUCACCUCUGUGACAGGAGAGCCGCUCAGCUUCACUGUAAUCCCUGCCAGGUAAACUUAUGUGAAGAAUGCGUCGGAAAGCACUUUAUGACGUCAUCGUCUGCCACACACGAAAUCGUCAAAUACAAGGAAAGAAAAUUCCAGUUAAAAUUUACAAAUUGCGAUGCUCACAAAACUGAGAAAUGUACCGUAUUUUGUCGAGACUGCAAUCUACCAGUUUGCAUAAAAUGUUUGACAGGGGUCCAUAAAGGUCACGAUGUUGCUGAUUUUUCUGAAAUCAUUGAUACAGCAAAAUUCCAAAUAGAUGAAAACACAGCUAUCCUUGAAGAUAUUCUUCCUCAGUUUGAACAAGCAGACAGACAAGUAGAGUCCAAAAUAGCGGAUUUAUUUUCAAGAUGUGAUGAAAUGCAAACAUUAGCCAUAGAACAUGGGAAGAAAUGGCAUCAGGUUAUUGAUGAUAUUGUUCAGAAAGACAAAGAUCUCAUUUCUGAAAUGAAAGAAUCUGGCCUUAGAGAUUUAAGAAAGUGUCAAGCAGAAAUCAAGGAUACAAUCCAAGUCUUAAUGAAAGCAGUUCAAAAGAACAAGAAGAUCAUUCAGUCUGUUGAUGCAAAUGAAAUAAAUCAAUACGAAUUACCAUCACAAAAUUUAUACAGAGAUAUUUUAUUGAAUGUUGAUAUAAGACUUCCAAUAUUUGUCCCCAAGGCACCAGAUACAAUUCAACUGCAUAAACUCUUCGGACAACUGAAUGGACCUGUGAUUUUACCCCAGAUCAGCAAAAGAAAGGCUUCAAUCUCAAACAAUCGAACGUUAUUAGAUAAAGCUAUUGAAAUUAAAACAUUUACAAUUGAGAACAUGUUAAGGAACUUGGCAUGCCUUGGAACUGAAGAGGUUUGGAUAUCAUAUAGGUUAAAGCCAAUCAUCCACAGAGUCAACACAAAGGGUGAUAUACAGGAGACUGUUAUAUCAAGUUGUCUGGAAUGGAAUUGUCACCCUAGCAACAUUUCGAUUUCAAAAAAUGGAGAGCUGAUGUACACAGAUAGAAUAAGUGGAUCUAUUAAUAUUGUAAGGAGGGGCAAAUCUACUACCCUUUUCUCUGUUGAAAAGGAAUGGAAACCACUGGGGCUGUGCUGUACGAAAUCAGGUGAAUUGCUUGUCGCCAUGGGUACCAUUGACGACAAAAGAUACAAGGUAGUGCGCUAUAGAGGACGACAAGUAAAACAGGAAAUAGAGAAAGAUGACCACGGACAUUUUUUAUUUGGUGUGGGAGACAGAAUGUUCUAUGUGACGGAGAAUUUCAAUGGGGACAUAUGUGUUUCUGAUAACAACUCCAGGGCCGUUGUUGUGAUUAACCAAUCAGGAAAAAUACGAUUCCGAUAUAAAGGAAUACAAGAGAUGGAGAAAGAAUUUAUUCCAUGUGACAUUGCUACGGACAGUAUGGGUCGUAUACUGGUAGGGGAUAGCGGGAACAAAUGUAUCCACAUUACUGAUCAGGACGGACAGUUUCUCCAUAGCAUAAGUGGUUAUGAUAUGUUUAGUAUUGACGAUCUCGGGCGAUUAUGGGUGGGAAAGUAUGGGGGUUAUAAAGUGAAAGUAAUCAGUUAUACCAAACAAUAAACAGCAAUUAUUCUCAGUAGAAUUGUCCCCUCUAUUUUGUUAUGUUACUUUUUACCAAAAGAAACUUUUUGUGUAUCUAUGAGAAUUAUGUGAAUUAGUACCACUCUAUCCAAGGGGCUGCAUACCUAAAAGUUAAGACUUUCAAUAUUUGUUCCCAAUCUACCAGAUUCAAUUCAACUACAUUUUGAUUUCAAGAAAUGGAGAUCUGAUGUACACAGCUAGAACGAGUAGAUCUAUUGAUAUUGCUAAAAAGGGCACAUCUACUAAUUUGAUUUCAGUUCUAAAAGGAUGCAAAACGUUAAGGUUGUGCUGUACUAAAUUGGUCGAAUUGCUUGUCAGUAUGCGCAGUAGUGAUGGGAAAAUAUAUGAUUGUACGUUACAAAGGACAGAAAGUGAAACAGGAGAUAGAGAAAGAUGACUUUGGAAAUUAUUUGUUUACUGGAGGA